This is a messenger RNA of Fulvia fulva, 351 nucleotides long. RefSeq lists its product as uncharacterized. The transcript is spliced from 2 exons. Bases 1 to 351 code for a protein of 116 amino acids. The record is from RefSeq and is a predicted model, not a curated record. NCBI's taxonomy places the organism in Eukaryota, Fungi, Ascomycota, Dothideomycetes, Mycosphaerellales, Mycosphaerellaceae.
AUGGCGGACAACACCCCCACACUCCGCCAACGCCUCGAGUCCCUCCCACAAGAACUCUACGACGAGAUCUACACCCUCACCUUCACCGCCGCACCCGGCGAACGCAAGAUCUGCGCACCCACCAAGUCCGAAUCCCGUGCAUCUACCCUAUCGCCCGACAUCAGCAGAUGCUUCCGUGGCCACGACAGCGCAAACCUGUUCCUCGUAGACCGCGCUAGUAGCCAAAUGUUCGCAGAGUCGUACUUCGGUGGUGAGGGCGCCGUCUUCACUUUCCAUUGUGAUAUGUGCUGGACUUCCUGGCUGAGUCGCCUUAACGAUGAGCAUCGUCGUAUUCUCCCCAGUCUUUGGUGA